AAAUCCUUGUUUUCAGUUUACCACACAAAGCCCUCCUUCACGCUUUGUUAAGAUACAACUUAUUAAUAUGUUGGAUCAAUGUAGGUAUUAAACACCAUAGUUUUAAAAAACAAAAUUAACAUAUGUACUUUCCUUUAAAAAAACACAUGUCAUUGACCUAAACCACAUCCGAAAAUAUAAUGUUUUUUUAAUAUGUGCGUCAUAUAAGAAAUGUUUCAUAUAUAAUUUCAUUCAAGUACUUUAAGUGUCUUUCUUUAACAGGUAAUUGAGAAAACGUUCUCUCAAGGAAUGAUUUGUAUAGACAACACAUUUUGAUAUUUUCCCAGUGAACAUAGCUAGAUAGAGUUACGUUUGCAUAGUUUAAUGUUUUCAGAGCCAUAUAAAGAAUUGAAUGGCAUUAAUUGACGCCACAUGAUAUGGUAUGCUAAAGUAUUAUUAAAAGCCAAUGGAGUGAGACGGUCUUGUCAGAUAAGCGCAUUAUAGCAUUUAUCACGUUUCAUAGGCAAAUCAAUCUACAAACCUAGUAUUUCUAUAGGCUUUUACUGCCUAGGUGUAUUAUGAUUUCGUGAGAUAGGACAAACCUAGAUAUUAAAUAAGUAUAAACAAACAAACAAUUAUAGACAGUUAACUUUUCAAUGGUGGUUGAUGUAGGGAGGACCGUAGAUCGAAACAUCUUUCGAAGAAAUAUAUCUGACGAAGAUAGUGUUUAUGAAGAUUUACCCAUGUCGAGCUCGGUAGGACGACGGAAUUUACUGCGGUUAAACAUCGAUACGUCAGUGAAGCGAAACUCAGAUAUAAUGCGACAAAGUGAGGAAAAACUAUGCUCAAAGGAGAAAGAUGAUAAGUCAGAAACUUUUGAAACUGAUGUAAACCGCAACAGCAUUGUUGAUAAACCAAUCUGUAUAACACCUGAAGACAUAUGCGAAGUGACGUCGACGGAAAUAACAGAACGGAAAAUCAGGAAAAAAAACUCGGCCAUAAAUAGUUUUCGUAGUUUAGUAAAGGCUACUGUAAUUAGUUCUGAACUUAAUAAAACGUCACAAAACCAGGACAGUGGAAGUAAAACGUCUCCUGUAACAAAAGCACGAAGCGCCGAUGACAAUAAAAAAGAAAUUAAAAUCAGUAAUAAGAAAAAAAUAUCCACAAGUUCAAGAGAUAAAAAACUUAGAAAGAAACGAAACAGACGAUCUCGAGCGAUACCAAAUGAAGGAGCGUCACUGUGGGCGCCAAUAGAUAAUUGCUGUUGGAAGUCAGCAGGUGGUCGAACAGUAAAUUUGGAAGAUAUUUCUUUGGCUCAAUUAUGUGAUGCUGAAAGGCGCGCACUAAAAAAACUUGCAAUCUUACGACUACACGAACUAGGAGCUGAUUGCCAGGUCACCAUCCCAAAAGAACACCAUGCAGCUGCUAGAAGAAGAUGGAAACAAAUUUUAACUAUAAAAAGUAAAAAAGUCAAAGGAGAUGCAAAUGAAAAAGCAUCAGCAAAACCAACCAAUCCCGUCUUUUGCAUUGAAUUAUUUCAAGUCAUAGAGAACGAUAAGGCAGUUGAGAAAGCUCAUCAGGCAGUUAUGGAAAAACUAGAUAUGGUUGGUGAAGAAAUAGAAGAAGAAGGAGAAGAGGAAGUGAAGGGACUGGAUUUAAAACAAGACGAGUUAAACAACGACCUACCAAAUUCUGGAAUGUUUGAACGAAGAAAUAGUGACCCUAUUUUGUUUAGUAAUCGUGGGAGUUUAUUUAAUACUAAAACUGAGGGCGAUGAUGCAGAGGUUUCAAACUAUAUGUUGAAUGCUUUACGAACUAUUGAUACUUUAAAAGAAGAAGAUGAAGAAGAAAUAGCGAUUAGUAAACGAAAAUCGAGACUUAUAGAAGCCCUAACGUUGUCCUCGACAUCUGCAUCUUCUAUGUGUAUUUUAGAUCGUGAGAUAGAAUUUAAGGCUCCCGCACCUCAAGUUCCAAAAGUAAUAACGCAAACGGUGGAUUAUAUAACGAAAUACGCUUUAAAUACGAUCGGCAUCUUUCGAACUGGAGGCUCAAAGAAGCGAGUUCGUCAGAUGAAAGAGGACUACGAUUCCGGACAUUCGUGUGUCAUAACAGAAGACACAAACCCACAUGAUGUUGCUGCGUUAUUGAAAGAUUUUCUCCGAUGCCUUCCAGACCCAUUAUUAACUAGAGAAUUAUAUCCAGCCUUCCUUUCGUGUGCAAAAAACCAGAAAAGAAAAAUUAUGCUGGACAUUGUCAAGCCACUUAUAUGGCUUCUACCUGUACCAAAUCGUGAUACGUUGAAGUUAACCCUUCAUUGUCUACAAAUGGUAGCAGAUAAUGCACUGGACAGAAAAGAUGAGGAUGGAAAUUUGAUACCUGGAAAUAAAAUGGACAGCCAAAAUCUAGCAACAUUAAUGGCACCAAACAUUCUUCAUAGAUGCAAGACAUACAAAAAUCCACAAGCUUUUCAAGUAGAUGGUAGCCUAAACUCGGAUGAUAAUAAAUGUUCGAUUGAAGUUGUCGAAGCCAUGAUCUCCAACAACGAAAACUUAUUUGAGAUAUCCGCCAAUGAUCAUCACGCUGUCCUUUCUAUCCUACUGGAAGAAGAUCCAGAGACCGUGGACUACGUGUUGAGACGAAAAUCAACCAGGACAAGUCUUGUGGAGGCCAUCGAAGGUAUGGAGGAAGAAAUAUGCAUCACUGCUAAUGUCAAUGGAAAGCGCCCCUCUAGUGCAGGUCCACGCACUGUUUAUAAUCAUGAAGAAGUCACUUUCCGAAAGAGUAAUUCUUUUAAUCAAGGUCCUUAUAAACCGUUCGUUCGACGUCGUAAGGACAGCACAGGUAGCAGACCAACUUCGACAAAAUCUGAUCCAGAUAGAAACAGUUUAAGAAGGUCUGGAAUGGGUACGCCGCCGCAUAGAAUAAGACGGAAAUCUUCAAAAGUCUUUGCUGAGUUGGGAGAUGGAGAGGAAGCGUUAAAAAGAAAUUCUGAAAGUCCUCGGGACAGUGGGGUUGUGAUCGCUGCAUCGACACCUCCAUUUCAAAGAAAUUCGUUACGUAAUUCACUUGAGACAAGGAUAGGAAAAUCUCUUUCGGACUCACCCACAAUUACAAAGAUUCCUUUAAUCGUGCGAAGACAACAAAGUCGUGACCGCGAUUCCAGAGACUCUGCAUAUGAUAGUGGUAUGCAAGGUAUGUUUUCAAAUAGAAACACGACCACUUCAAUCCAAAUAAUUACUGAUGAGGAGGGCGACAAUCUUGAUAUUGAUUUAACAAGUUCACCAUCAGACGUCGGUUCUCCUAAGUCACCUUUUUACUUAAGUGAUGUGUUAGAUACUCCCUCAUUUGUCUCCCCGGAAAUGCAUUCCCCCAACACUGUAAUGAGGAGGAAGAUCUCUCUGCCAGCAUUUGCUGCCACUGAACGCCCUACCGGGAGGGCCACAAGCAAGUCAAUGAGCAUCGAUGGAGAAAAAUGUUGCAGACCAAGCUUAUCUUCCACCAAGACUAAUUCACCAAUAGAUUGGAAUAACGAAGAUAACUGGCCUAAUUGGGAAAUGAAUCCUAGAGAAAGCCAGUUUCCAACACAAGAGACCACACUUUAAAAAGAAGGAAGAAAUUCUAUUUCUUCUAAAAGGGAAUACGAUAGAGAACCAAUGUAGAGAUGUCAACUGUAGGAUCAGUGGAAGUUAUAUGUAAUCAGGAUGCUUAAGAAUUAUAUUCUUAUACAACUUACCUCCUGAAAACUGAAAAAAAGAACACUUUAAUAACUCAGUAAGUCUAGACACACUUCUAAAAGCCGACAACCAUUACAUGUCGCCAUUUUCACGAAUUAAUAAUUAUUUUAUGUAGUAGGUUAAUAUUUUUUCCCAAAAAGACAAAACUAUGUAAUAUGCCAGAACAAGUGUGAGCACUGCUGCUUAAUAUUUUUGAGCAAACCAUGUCCAUGCUAUGUAUGUGAUUGUCUUGGGUUUUUUUAACUCACAUUUGUUCAAUUUUUUAAUGAAAAGUUCCCAUUCAUGAUAGGAAGACGUCACAGUUUAUACGCUACAAUUUUUCUUAUAUACUCUACAAAAAUAUAGCAAAAAAAAUAGAAGGAACAAAUGUCUUUUUGCAACAAGUUUUAAAUGUUAUAAGCUUGACACUGAGAGGGCUGAAUUCGGAAAACCUCUACGUGCUCGUAUUCAUCACGUCUCUACUGUCAACGUCAAUCCUCCCUAAAAAGAUUUUGGAAAGUCAAAGAAAAACAACCGAACUUGUGUAAUUUGCAUCUAUGGUAACACAAAAUAAACAACUCAUCUCAGCAGAUCCUUUUUAAGCGGCUUAAUCCCUGUCGUAGAAAUUAUUUUUAACUUAUUUAAUUUAUAAAAUUUAAAAGGGUCUACAAAAACAUAUUCUGUAGACCCGUGUGCUUGUUUGGGUAUCGUGAAUGCAUACUUUUUUAAAGAGAUUACUAUGUUCAUACUGACUAUUUUUCGAUAUAUUUUUUUAAAUAAACGUUUUAAAUUAUUUUUUUGUAAAUCCAUAGCUUACUUCAGUAUUCAGCACUCUCGUAUUUAUCAUGCAAUAUUUUGAUGAAAAUAUUUUUUGGUCUUAUUUUUUUGUCAAGAAUGUUAAUAUUUUGAAAUCUAAGAAGUAAAUAUGUAAAUAGAAAGUAGAAAGUUUUGUUCUUUUUUUGUGUCAAUGACACCAUUCCAUAAAUUUGGUGUUCUUAAAACCUUAUUAGCAGUGACUUCACUUUUUGGAUAGCAAUAAUGGCAGAAUCAAAGAAGACCCUAUUUUGCUUUAUAAAAUAUAUAGAUACGAUUAGUAACAAAA
Hydractinia symbiolongicarpus is the source of this 4794-nucleotide messenger RNA. Its product is annotated as rho GTPase-activating protein 6-like. Gene Ontology annotation, biological process: signal transduction. The transcript has 11 exons. Bases 636 to 3581 code for a protein of 981 amino acids. The record is from RefSeq and is a predicted model, not a curated record. Lineage: Eukaryota; Metazoa; Cnidaria; Hydrozoa; Anthoathecata; Hydractiniidae.